Molecule: messenger RNA, 7812 nt
Organism: Cydia pomonella (codling moth)
Lineage: Eukaryota; Metazoa; Arthropoda; Insecta; Lepidoptera; Tortricidae
Exons: 5
Coding region: 234-977 (247 amino acids)
Source: RefSeq, a predicted model, not a curated record
CUUGCUCAUUUUGUUGGGUUUUGUAAACAGUUGAGAUUGAUAAGUCGAGGAGGGAGGACGUCGCUUCCCUAAAAAAACUUGUCGACGUAUUCAACUACGCGGAGUUGUGAACUUUUAAUUAAAAUUAUAAACUGAAGUUGAUGUGUGUUAAAGUGAUUUAGGAUUAAAAGUGGUUGAAGUGAACAUUGAAAUAAAUUAAAAUUUGAAAACAAAUAUAACAUUUUGCUAACAAAAUGUGUAAACACAUGGUUAUCGGGCUUCUUGUUGGCUUGAUUUUAACUUCAGCGGGAGCCAAUGAGAACUGCAACAAAGACAUGCUGCAGCGAUGCGCCAUGGACCUGCCUGUGCUAAAUUCACCGGAGAUCUCCUUUGCCCUAACUAGAGAAGAACUAGACAAGAGUUGCAUAAAACUCCACUCCGGAAUCACAUGCAUCGAUAACUACACACGCGCCUGCAUGACCAGACACGAACAAACCGUCUUCCGCAAAAUCUACUCCGGGAUCAGCGAUGGAAUGAAAGAGCUCUGCACGCCCGGAGCUUACCAAGACGAGUACUUGAAACACGCGCGCUGCGUGAAGAUAUUUUGGGCUGAUUAUGAGCAAUGUAGCCAGAAGUAUGAAGUUACGCUCACACAUCUGAAUGAUCAUCAGAAGAAUGAGCAGUAUUCUACUGAUCAGCGAGAUAUCAGCACCAGCCAUGAGGAUUAUUUGAGGACAGUUUGCUGUUCAUUCCAGGAGUUCAUGUCGUGCUCUGAAGAAACAGUACAGAGGACCUGCGGUGAUGAAGCAGCCGUGUUCACCAGCAAGUUCCUUAAACAAAUGGCUUCCAACAUUAUAAAGAAUUUCUGCUACGAAUACCGGGAUAAAGAAUGCACCACCCCAGGAAAAGCCAGCGCAACGUUUCAAAACCUCCAACUAGUUCUCAUCGCGCUUUCGGGGCACCUCGCGUUUUAUCUCGGGAACCUAGUACCAACGUAAACUAACCUAAAAUAGUUUUAGGAAUUGAAUUUUGAAAUUAGAACAUUCGUGCGUGUGUGAGUGCAAUGAACUGUAAAUAGUGAGCGAAUGGUAGUGUUUUGUUAACUUAAUUUUAUGCAUCACUUCGAGUAACUUAAUUAAUUUGCGCAUGCAAUGCGUCUUUUGCCUAGUUUUAUAAGAUAUUGUUUACUACGGUCAUAUAAAGAAUAACCCAUAUCGAAAAUUAUUUCAAUAAAUAAACAUUUUGUCUGUUUUGUUAGAUUUCAAGGCGAAGUACGCAAGGUAAUCGUGAGGUAUAGUAAGAUAUAGUCUAUGUCAAAGAUACGUGGACACUUGUGUAUGUAGGCUUUUGGAACAAGGUGAUAAAUAUACAUUUACAUAAUCUUCGAUGCUGGCUAUACCAGUUUCCAUGCUUUUAACUAAGAUUUCGUUAAUAUUACAAAGAUUGGAACCCGCCAAUGGCACUUAAGAAUGUAAAAAUUUGACUUUGUAGAUUUUUGUACUUUAUCAUGACUUAUAUUAAAACCAUAUCUUUAAAUUUGUAUGAUAAAAGUCCAAUGCCGGAUUUAGAGGUCUGGAGGCCUCGGGCAAUAAAGGAGUGGAGGCCCCCUGGCCCCAAAUUUUUUCCAAAUAAAAUGGUAAAUUUACCGAAUUCUCUAUUGUGGGGGGCCCCUCUUUUGUGGAGGCCCGAGGCAGUAGCCCCGGUUGCCCUCCCCUAAAUCCGGCCCUGUAAAAGUCUUAGAUGAAAGUCUUGAUGAAUGAAUGCAAAUCGUUCACUUUGUUGUCUACAGAAAAGAUACUUUCCCGAAGAUUUUUUACCUGUAAAUAUAGUCUGUUCAUUACUCUUCACUAUUUUUCUAGCAUUCUAGCAUCGCAAUUUCAUUUCUGACCUCAUCCAUGUUAUUUUUUUGCAAUACAUAUGACCAUUGGCCGAGGUUUUCGACAGAGGGAUAAGCUUUUAAAAACGACUCCGGUUUUUAAAUCCUCCAAGACUAUGAUAUUACAUAUAUACUAUCUCAAGAUGGGUUUGUGCAAAUAUUCCCUUGAAACGCAUAAGGGAAAAAGAGAUUUUAGUUAGGAUCAAGCAUUAAAUGCUAUUUGCAUGCAGCCAAACUAAACUAUUUAGUUAUAAUAAUGUUUUAUUACUUAUCUUAUUAGGGCUAACACACACACAAAUUGACUUUCUAUGAUUUACGAAUAGGUAUUUCCGAGAACAUUUUUUGUGGCAAAGGUCACAGACAUCUAGACCAUGAAUUCGUAUGUGCGUGAUGGCUCUAAAUGAUAUUCAUACAGUUGUGUUUAAAAAUGCUCAUGGGCCAUUUUUUAAGGUGUACAUUUCACUUUUUUAAUUUGGAUUUAUUGUUCCGUUAUAAUUUUCGUAUAACACUGAUUUAAACUUUCACGAUUUGUACACAAUAUUAACUAACACAAAUGGGACUUAAUCGCGUAUUAAGUUUUAAAUUUACCCCCGACGUUUCGAGGAUGGCGUUGUCCCCGUGGUCUCGGAGAAGACUGGCUAAAGUUGACAUCAACAUCUUUUAGCCGCGCGAGUUUUUCGAACUACCCGCACUUGAUCUUGUUUGUUGACUUGAACAUUCUGCUCACUAGCGAUGUUACUCUGUCGACACACAACAAACUAAAACUUAAUACGCGAUUAAGCCCCGUUUGUCUUAGUUGGGAGAAUCAACUUUUUAGCAUCACUCGUUGCCAUGGUUACGAUUAGUUGUCCAGAGGACAAAAGUUAAUUGAAAUACUGAUUUUAUGGUACUUAAAUGUAUCAAACUUGCGUUUUUGUGGUCGUUAUAACCAAUGUCCAUAAUGGGCCCCCUACUAAGCAUGUUAAUAGAACGGCAUACAACGUCUCUUCAAACAAACUGUGCCACUGUUGUCCCUUGGACAACGGGACAGGAUAACAAAACAAAAAAAGUUGAUUCACCCAGUUAAUAAUCAUUUUUGUAUGCCUGUAACGGAAUUUUGGAAUAUUUUUUCUAUUAGAAUCUGAAAAGCUCUUGGUUCUGAAGAGAAAUAAUUAAAAAUCCCGACUUUUAUAAAUAAGGGUUCCGUUUUUUGCCAUUUGGCUACGGUACCCUAAAAAGUGUAUAGUUCGUUUUUAAGCAUUAGAAAGAUCGUAAGCGAUCUUGUCGUGUAUUUUUAUUAAAAAACACUUGAAAAAUAAGUCUGAGCUGAAUAUAACAAUUAUUAAUCAUAUUCGAUUAUUUAUAUUUUUUUGUUUCCAUACGUGAUAAAAACUCAUUUUUAAAAAGCGUUAUUCAAUAAAAAGAUACGUCAAGAUUGUUUACUAGAAGUACUAAUGUUUAAAAAAAAGAACUACAGUGUACCUACCUUAAUAUAAACAAAAUGACUCAUAAGCAUUUGAGAACCUACCUAUAAGUAUAUUAUGUGAUGUUCUCAGUUUUUAUUAGUCGGGAAUUUCAUAAAACCUAGCUUUAAUGUUUCAUUGUCCAUUACAAAGUAAUUUUAAGCUCAUUAAAAGCGUUAUGAAAUUCAAAGUUAAAUAUCUAUAAUAUUUUAUGCCAUGUUCGUUCGUGUUACUCGUAGGUAUGUAUUAGAUCCGUUAAAUUAAGCUCACACCUUCCUGUGAUAUAUAUAGAUAUCUAAGGAAUAAUUCAUUUUAUUUAUAAGCAUUGUUUUAUGAAAUCUUUGAUAUUUUUCACUAGAUAAUAAUUUCACUUAGGGCUGUACAUUAAUCACGUCAUACUGAGUUGGGUCAGUAAAAUAUCACCAAAUAUCACCAUGGAGGAGGGGGAUCAAAAACUCGCCAAAAAAGUAUGACGUGAUUAAAGGACAACCCCUUAGGUAUAUAUACUUUUGCAAAGAAGAGAAUGUCUUUAAGACUAUUGCUAGAUUUAGUUGUUAUUGCAAUUUAUUAAUAAGCACUACUUACUUUUUACGAUGAAUAGACAUGACAAAGGAUGAAAUUCAAAUAAAUAUGCAGCAAGUUGGGUAAUAACUACGAAAAAAAUGAUAUGUUUCAUAUGUGAUUUUCUAAAAAAGUGCAAAAUGUACUGCUCAAAUCCACGCUUAUAUUCGAUAUGCAUAUAUUCUAAUACAUAUUAACAAUGCAUCAUUUUAGUAGAACAGAAAAAUACCUGUUUUCACAAUUUUUCGCAGAAAACGUAUACAAUUUUACAAUGUAUUUUUUUCUGAAAUUCCUAAAAUAAAUAACAUUUUAGGUGCUACAAAAUCUAGAAAUUCAUUUAUUUCACAAUAUUUGUUUUACUAUUUCUUACGUAUAUAAUAGAAAUUAUUUCACUUGUAGGUAGGUAUUAAUAUAAUUAUGUAAUCACUUAAAUUAAAUCGAAAUGUUAGUCAUUUUGGUAAACACUACUUAGAAGGAGAGAGGUCACUGUCUCACACUGUCUUUAACUGUACUCAUUGACAUAUAUCUAGGGACGGGCCUUACGGGCACUAAAAAUGGUGCUAGUUCAGUGGUGUCACUCACGAAUUCGAGCCAAUCGUGUAGUCUAACGCAACUAGUUGCGACCAAUCGCGUGCGAUGCUAACUCAUCAACCAAUUAGACUGGACGAUUGGCUCGAAUUCGUGUGCGUGCCACCCCUUGCUGUCCCAUUUUUAUUGUCCAUGAGGCUAUUCCUUAGAUAUAUAUAUAUUAAUUAAUUUUACACAUGUCAAUUUUUUUAUAUAUGUCAAUUACUGUAUUUAAUUGUAUAAACGGUUAACUCCGAGUUAGCUAACCCUGGAACGCGCAAGUAUCCAUUAAAACUCCUUAUCGCAUUUAAUGUUGACAAAGUUUGUUUAACAAUGUUGAAAUUUGAACUUUAAUAGCUGUCAAUAGAGUCCGCCAUAUAUGGCUUCGUUUGCGGUAAGGUUAAAAACCUACUUAAUUCCCAAAAUGAUAUUAGAGUUUUACAGGAAACAGGAACCGUAUUUUAUUUUCAUGGAUACAUUGUGAAAUUGUGACAAUGAUUAAUCAUAACAGGCACUUUUGUUAAAAACAGCGAUAUCACCGGCGAGAGUCGAUAGACGUGUUGUCAUACAAAAGCACACAUAAAAAUUCAAUACACACUAAUGCAGCGGUUUCCACCCUGUAUUGAUAUUCUAAUAUUGAAGUGUCCCCAGCAAGCUCGGUUCUCCAUACAAACGUAGUUACGCUCUCAAUUUCGUUCCCCGAAUACUGUUAAUGAAAUUGGAACCGUUUUUAGUACAUUUGCAUUGUCUGGCAUAUCCAAUUUUCGAUACAAUAUUUUUGCCGUUUUCCAUUUUUCUAAUGAAAUUAACUGGGCAGGUUGAUGUUUGUCACAGACUACAUAAUAUCGUAGCAGCUAUUCUUUUUUUCUUCCCUUUUCUUCUAUUGCUAUUUAAUUCUAUUUUAGGUGCCCGCAAUAUUAACAUUUUAUGAAUUUAAAUUAUUAUUAUUUUCUUUAUUUCAGACUUUGUUGUCUACAGAGUUAUUAGUAUUACACGAACUUACAACAAUGUUAGUAAGAAUACAAAAUGAGAAUUAAUAUAAUAAUAUUAAAAUUAAACUUAGAUAAAUACUUAAUCUAAUAAAAAAAGAUUUUUUAAGUGGUGUAUCUAUUUUGUGACGUAUUAUGUAAUCUGCGUUCCUGGAAGAGACUACACGAUGCACUUCGAAUUAUUUUUCAUAAAUAUUAAAUAUUGAAAGCAAAGCUUUUAAAAUUUACCGGCUCACAAUUUUGAACUAACACUAAACUUUGAAUUUUGUCAUAAUACACUAAGGUUUCUUUUACAUUGUCAUUUUGUCUCAUAUAUCAGAUGACAGCUGAUACUUUCCUUACUAUUUCCAGUUUAUUUAGUCAGCUAUUGGGUUACCACUGGUGACAGCUAGGAUUAUUUUCAUCUGUUACCACUUGUUCUUACAGAAAAGCCAGUCUUGAAAUCUACAAAUUCACUCGUGGUAACGCAGUUGUUACCAAUGGUAACAGAUGAGAAAAAAUGUUACCACAACGUUUUUGCCACUGGCUGAGCGGCCAGCCAAUCGUGUUGUUAGAAAAUAUUUGAAGAUUCAUCCCAUCUAAAUACUAGUCGUGUCUCCAAAGAUAAUAAUCAUGCUAUAUCUGUUUUCAGUUGGUUUGUUAUUGCUAGGGUUGCCAUACGUCCCGUACUUACGGGACUGUCACCGUUUUAAGUAUCGCGUCCCGUAUCUAUCCCCGUCCCGUUUUUAUCCCGUAUAUCAGAUCCUGCUGCAGAAUACGCAGAAUACUCAUAUAAAUGGUCACAAUCAUCUGUGUUUAAGCACCUUGUUUCCUCACCUAUGUGAGUUAAAGGUAUGGGAAUACGUAUUUGCACCCCCUUCCCCCGUAACUCCGAUAUUACUCCAUUGUCCCGUAUCAGAUCCGAAUAAUUAUGGCAACCCUAUUGCAACAGACAUAAUGUACUUAUACUGAGAGAUAAUAUAAUUAUACCAUAUGUACUAUCCAAAGUGAGAGACGAGUGUUUAGGUCCUACUAAAAUUUUGCUAUGGAACCUAACCUCAAAACAAAAAAAAAUGUUUCAUACAUUUUGGCGAAUUAUAUAUCGAUGUUUGGAAUUGGAUCCAAUAGUAAAACUUGUUCAGUACGACUUACGUACUUACUUCUCUGACUCUGGCUUGAUAUAACAAAAUCACAGUGUACUACUAAGAAGUCAUUAUUUGUUUAAUUUUCGUCAAAAUUAAGUACUCGUAUUAUAUAAAAAAAAUAUUUUAAUUUGAGAACACGGUAGGGUUUUCACGAAGGAUCGGAAAUGUAUGGGAAAAUCCGUGGACCGGAUCCAGAUCCGGAUAAUUUCAUACAUUUUGGAUCCAGAUUGCAAACCCUUUACAUCAGUAACAAAAGCACUGCUUAGGUGUUUUAAGUAUACAUAUCCAUAAAUAUAAAUAUAUUCAACUAUAUCAACAUAUCAUACCAGUGUAAAUAUUCAAGUCAUAGUAUAAAUGCGUAGCAUGUCGUACAACUAUGUUCGCCCUAUCUGACUUUGCCAUGCGAAAUUAAAUUUAAAUCCAAAGGUAUUAAAGUUUAAAUUUGCAUUCGUGUCAGGUUGUCGAACAUAGUCAAGUACAUACCGGAUGGCUAUGAUCGUGGGGCUUUAAAUCUAAUGAUAGAUUUUAUUCCUCAUACUGAACUAAGGUUAAGGUAAGUUAAGGUUAAGUAUGGCUGGCCUUCAUACUGGUAUGAAAGGGCCCUGGGCCUCUUUGCACAUUAAUUAGUGUUUAUUUCGAGUUCAUUCAUUUGCCACUAAACCAAAGUCCAAUAGAAAAAGCAAAUAAACAAAUAUGACAGCUUUUGUUGGCAUUUGACAUCUAACCUAAAAUUUGUAUAGAAGUUGAUUUUACUGAAAUUUUAUUAACUUACAUUUUAACAAAAAAAUUAUACAAAUAAAAUAUUAAAGUAUAUAAAUUGUUGAUAAGAUCAUGAUUGUCGCCGAAAUAUAUGAAAUUAUCCGGAUCUGGAUCCGGAUCCGCGGAUCUUUCCAUACAGUUCAGAUCCGUCGUGCAAACCCUAACCGCAGCCACACUUACCCGUAAUACGGGAUUCCGUAUUGACCUUACUUCGAUCUACAACUUCUUUAGAUUAUUAAAUCCUAUAGGUAUUAGAAAAUAAAACUUGAUCAAAAGUUUUAGAUUAAAGGGUAAAGUUAAUAUUGAUUUUAUUUUAUAUUUAAAUCCCCAAGAUCAGGCACUCUGUAUAAAAUGUAAGAUUUGUAACUAGUUGCCAGUAGCAAGUUAUUCGUUAACGAAAAUAAUUGUAAUUAAUUUAGUAAAUCCGUAUCCAUUAGAUGAUAAUUGAAAAGACUUUAGUCUGUUAGAAUCUUGAUGUAUGUGAAAGAAAUAAAAUGUGCGUAUCAAGUAAAUAA